AUGGUUCAACAGUCUCCCCUAUUCCACAUCCAUCUCUCCAUAUUGUUAGUGGCAGUAUUUGUGAUACUUUCCACAUUACUCGUCAUUCUCACCAGCAUGGUUCACUCCUCAAAUGCUUCUCCUCUACACAUUCUCUCCAACAAUAAUCUCCGAAAUAUUGGUUCUUCCACAACAUCAAACAAUGGAUGGACCGAUCAACGUCAUUUCCUUCGUUCCUUUUACUAUUCCACAGGAGGUCCUUAUUGGAGAAAUAACACUAGAUGGAACACUUUGGAUACCAAAGAGGAGACGAAUUAUUGUUCAUGGCGAGGUGUGACAUGUGUCAAAGAUGAAUCGGUUCUUGCUAUUGCUUUGGUGAAUAAUAACUUGACAGGUCUAUUACCUUUAGGUGUUUCUGUUUUGAGGAAUUUAAUGAUUUUGGAUUUGGGUUUUAAUAAUUUAUAUGGACAAAUUCCAAAGGAAUAUUCGGAAUUGGAGAGUUUGAAUGGUAUUGCUAUUGGAAGUAAUCAUUUUGAAGGAAUGUUGCCAGAAGGAUUUUGUAAUAUUUUGAGUUGUGACGCAUAUAAUAAUCCAAAAUUGAAAUGUCCUCCAAAUAAUUGCAGAAAUAAUCAUUGUAAUAUGGCUCAAUGUAAUUGUGGAGGAAUGCAAAUGUGUAAUGAUGAUCACGAUUGUGCUGAAAAAUUAUGUAGCAAGUGCAAACAACAAGGAUGUAAUCCAUGGUUUAAAAUAUGUCAAUAA
This is a messenger RNA of Naegleria fowleri, 738 nucleotides long. RefSeq lists its product as uncharacterized. The record is from RefSeq and is a predicted model, not a curated record. NCBI's taxonomy places the organism in Eukaryota, Heterolobosea, Eutetramitea, Acrasida, Naegleriidae. The coding region runs from base 1 to 738 and encodes 245 amino acids. The transcript has a single exon.